CUACUACAUAACUGAUUACCACUCAACUAGAUGGAGAUCAAUGUAUAGCUUGCUUAGUACUAUUUAUUUUAGCAUCAGAUUUGCACUGGCGUGCUCUGCAGUGCCAAUGCAUUGGCCAUAGCAUGCCCUUGUUAUUGUAAUUUCUCACAAGAGGCCGCAGAGCCUUCGUACAUCUGAUAGCCUGGCUAUUCCAGCCUACGCCAAUAUUACAAUGUUGUAAAAUAUAAUAUUCAUCAGCGGAUCUGAAACAUCUGAACAGUACUUGUGGCUUGCAAGGCUGAUGCUAAAGAAGUGGACCGACGACUCGAAGGCAGCAAACGUUAACUCGCUAACGAACGUUCUUGGACAGAUUAUAUGUCAAGAUAGGUGGCUAAACUAGUAAACGGAUGUUACCCUUAGCUUGAGAAAUGUCAUGUUUAUUUUUUACGUUUCUAUUCUACAAGCCGUCGAGGGAUUUUGAAAUAAUUUGAUCACCGAAAUUUUGCAAAUAGAUUGUUGCGCUAGCUGGCUACUCGCAAGGUUAGCGUGUUUGCUCGCUGAGCUAUAGCUACAGUAUCUAGCUAAGCAAAUGUAGACUAGCUUGCUAACAACAUUUGACAGCUAGUUGAUUUGAGCGAUUUUGAGGCGUCACUCAAGCUUUGCCCAUUGCUGCGAAUAUGAUGGACCAGCAGGCCCAGUCCUACAUGCUUGCCAGUCUGACGCGGCCCCACUCAGAGCAGCUGCUGCAAGGCCUCCAGCUGUUGCGGCAGGACCAUGAACUGUGCGACAUUGUGCUGCGAGUGGGGGAUGCUAAGAUCCAUGCUCACAAAGUGGUGCUGGCGAGCAUCAGCCCUUACUUCAAGGCCAUGUUCACGGGAAAUCUGUCAGAGAAGGAGACCUCUGAGGUGGAGUUCCAGUGUGUUGAUGAGGCUGCGCUACAAGCCAUUGUUGAGUAUGCCUACACUGGCACAGUAUUCAUCUCACAGGAAACGGUGGAGUCCCUACUGCCAGCUGCUAACCUACUCCAGGUCAAGCUGGUGUUGAAGGAGUGUUGCUCUUUCCUAGAGAGCCAGCUAGAUGCUGGAAAUUGUAUAGGCAUCUCUCGCUUCGCUGAGACCUAUGGCUGCCAUGAUCUCUGCCUGGCUGCCACUAAAUUCAUCUGCCAGAAUUUUGAAGAGGUGUGCCAGACAGAGGAGUUUUUUGAGCUGACACGGGCGGAGCUGGAUGAAAUAGUGUCAAAUGAUUGUCUGAAGGUGGUAACAGAAGAGACUGUGUUCUAUGCCCUGGAGUCGUGGAUCAAAUAUGAUGUCACUGAGCGGCAGCAGCACCUGGCUCAGCUACUGCACUGCAUCCGCCUGCCUCUCCUCAGUGUUAAGUUCCUCACCCGCCUCUACGAGGCAAACCACCUUAUCCGGGAUGACCACGCCUGCAAGCACCUGCUCAACGAGGCUCUCAAAUACCAUUUCAUGCCUGAGCACCGGCUCUCCUACCAGACUGUGUUGUCUACACGGCCACGCUGUGCUCCCAAGGUGCUCCUUGCUGUUGGAGGCAAGGCUGGACUCUUCGCCACCCUCGAGAGCAUGGAGAUGUAUUUCCCUCAGACUGACUCAUGGAUUGGGCUUGCCCCUCUCAGUGUGCCCCGCUAUGAGUUUGGAGUGGCAUUGUUGGACCAGAAGGUGUAUGUGGUGGGUGGUAUCGCCACACACAUGCGACAGGGCAUUAGCUACCGGAGACAUGAGAGUACAGUGGAGAGAUGGGACCCUGACAGCAACACCUGGUCCACAGUAGAGCGCAUGGCAGAGUGUCGCAGCACCCUGGGGGUAGUGGUCUUGGCUGGGGAGCUCUAUGCCCUAGGGGGCUACGACGGCCAGUACUAUCUACAGUCUGUGGAAAAAUAUGUCCCCAAGGUGAAGGAGUGGCAGCCUGUGGCACCCAUGACCAAGUCACGCAGCUGUUUUGCCACCGCUGUGCUGGAUGGCAUGGUCUAUGCCAUCGGAGGCUAUGGCCCAGCCCACAUGAACAGUGUGGAGCGGUAUGACACCAGCAAGGAUGCCUGGGAAAUGGUAGCCCCCAUGGCAGACAAACGGAUCAACUUUGGGGUUGGGGUCAUGCUAGGGUUUAUAUUUGUGGUUGGGGGACACAACGGGGUAUCACACCUGUCCAGCAUUGAGAGGUAUGACCCACACCAGAACCAGUGGACAGCCUGUCGGCCCAUGAAUGAGCCACGUACAGGGGUUGGCUCAGCGAUCGUGGACAACUACCUCUAUGUGGUGGGGGGUCACUCGGGGUCAUCCUACCUGAACACUGUCCAGCGGUACAACCCCAUCACAGACAGCUGGCUGGACUCUAGUGGCAUGAUGUACUGCCGCUGUAACUUUGGGCUGACUGCUCUUUGACCCAUGAUACCCCUGGGUAGGACUCCUUAAGAGAAGAGUUGGACGAAAGGCUUUUCUUUUCUUUUUUUCCCCCCGUUCAUCACCAGCAGGCUGAGGGCGGUGCCACACUGCCGUGAAUCCCGGCGAGCGAGCUUGCUGCUGGAGGAAUGUGCCCAGCUGGCGACAGGGGACCACCGAGCUGGCCAGAGUGAGAAGGCUCUGGUUUGGGUGGAGGAAGGUGCGGGGCAGAUCACCAUGGAUCUUGUCACAGAGAUGACCACUACUGCUGCUGGACCACAAUGAGGACUCUGCCAUUUUUACAGAGGACUGUGGGAGAAAACUAAGUGGAGGGGGGAGAAAAAAAAAGAGAAAAAAAAAAGUAUAGACUUAUGUUUAUGCCAUUAUUUCUGUUAAACACUCCAGACUUUUUUUUCUCUUCUUCCUGCUAUGAGCAGAACAUGUGUUCCAAUUUUCUGGAUCCUUAAAGUUUGUGUGUGCGUGUGGCGCAGAAUGUCUGUAUGCUUGUGAGUAGAUGCAUGUCAGAUUAAAUGAUUGUUAUUUUGUUUCUGUGUGCUGGACUAAAGCUCAGGCAAGGUGAUUGGCUCACACACUGAGUUUGAAAUGUCUGCAUCUAAAUCAGUGCUUCACAAAGAGAAAUUGGAAUCUUUAUAUAUUCACUUACAAGGGCUGCCUUUUUUCUCUGUAAAUGAAAAGAAAUAGAUGAUUAUAUCCUCUAGUGCAUUGCCUGUAAAUGUUUUUUGCACUGGUUACUAGUGUGUGUAUUUGAAUCAAGGGUUGAGGGAGCGGUUAGGAAGGAUAAAUAAACCCCAAUGAAUUCUCCUGAGAGUACUUUCCACCUGUCUGUUUCAUCCUUGGAGAAAUUCUGAGAUCUCCCCCCAUGUUACAGCUUCUAUUACAUCAUCCUGUGGUAGGGUCACACUUCAUCCCUCUUCAUAAGCAUUCAAAAGCGACCCUGUCCCUCUUCACUGUUGGGUUUAUAUGCUACUAACUGGUGCUAUAUUCAGGAUUCUCUUAUUUGUAUUAUUUUAUUUGUUCCUCUGUUACUGUUGUAGAUGUAUAUGCCCCAACUUGACAAGCUCCCAUGCAAUAAAGCAGGGUCUUUGCUUUGAGCCCCAUGUUAAAUUAAACUCUUGAGGCAGUCUAUCAAUA
Messenger RNA from Oncorhynchus keta (chum salmon), 3524 nucleotides. Its product is annotated as kelch-like protein 28. Gene Ontology annotation, molecular function: protein binding. The record is from RefSeq and is a predicted model, not a curated record. The transcript has 6 exons. Bases 657 to 2375 code for a protein of 572 amino acids. NCBI's taxonomy places the organism in Eukaryota, Metazoa, Chordata, Actinopteri, Salmoniformes, Salmonidae.